This is a messenger RNA of Rhipicephalus sanguineus (brown dog tick), 1273 nucleotides long. RefSeq names its product myb/SANT-like DNA-binding domain-containing protein 1. Bases 434 to 1273 code for a protein of 279 amino acids. The transcript is spliced from 3 exons. Lineage: Eukaryota; Metazoa; Arthropoda; Arachnida; Ixodida; Ixodidae. The record is from RefSeq and is a predicted model, not a curated record. Gene Ontology annotation, biological process: positive regulation of DNA-templated transcription. Gene Ontology annotation, cellular component: nuclear body.
CCCCUGUCACACGAGAAGGUUUAAUGUCAUUUGCACCUAACGACAUUUACGUUUAAUGAGAUUAGUUGGCUGCCACACGGAGAAGUCUAAUGUCAUUAAAAGAAAAUGACUUCAGAAAACGAAUGAGCUCGCUGAACUCAUUUGAAUGCGUUCUCGCCAUGAUUUCGUCGCGAAUGAGUACUCUCGCCGGAGGGGGGCCACGAACAAAUUAUGUAACAAAGGUUAAUAAAUAAUAAAAUGUAUUAAUAUGUUCUUAUUUUAAACUACUGCUUCAUUUUUUUUGAAACAAUUCUACUCGGUCGUUAUGAAAAGUUCGAAUAUCCUCGUUCCCAGCGACAUUGCCACUAGAGCGUCGCCGGCCAUGUGCUCAGUGUUUAUGGUAGCUGUCGGAGACGACUGUGUGUAGUGUAGACCGCGUUGCCUCGUAGCAUCCAUGGCGUCAACGCAGAGGGACAGCGGCACGCAGCCUGCAGCGCCAAAAGAAAGGGUCCGUUGGACUGAAGCGGAAACGUUCACGCUAAUAAGGAUAUGGGAAGAUCAUUUGGGCGACCUGAGGCGCGCUAAACGCAACGCCAAGGUUUACGCCGCAACUGUGGAAGAAUUGCGUGCUGCCGGCAUCGAAAGAACAAUAAAAGAAAUGAAGAGCAAGAUUGAAAAUCUCGCGAACAAGUACAGAGACAUCAACAAAAACAAAAGGACAGGGUCAGGUUGCAUUCGAUGGCCAUUUUAUUGGGCAAUUCACAAGUUCCUUGGUACGCUGCCCAUAAACGAUGCUUCCCUGGUGCAGGAGAGUCGUUGCAACAGUGAUGAGACUGUCGAGCAGAUUAUACGUCGAAUGGAGGUGGGCAGCACAACAGUGCAUGAGGAGGAGCUGUCUGCUGUGGAGAUUGACACAGGCAUGGAGAUGCCACCUUCACCAGCCGGGGAACCUGAUGCCCCAGCACCAACUGAGGCCCCAGCACCAGCUGACGCCCCAGCACCAGCUGAUGCCCCAGCACCAGCUGACGCCCCAGCACCAACAGCACCCAACAACGAGCAAGGCAAACGUGUGCAAGCAGAAAGCUCUGGUUUGAAAAAGAAAAAAACACAGACAGGCCAUGCCGCACUGUUGAAGGACAUAAUUGAGGAACAGCGAAAUAUGCGCUACGCACUAGAGCGGGCGAAGGAACGAGAACAUCAGCUACGGAGGCAGCAACUGCAGCUCCAAGAGGAGGCUGGGAAGCGUGAGGAGCAACUAAUUUCAGUCCUAAAAGAACUCACAAAAAAGCUCUAA